UCUCUCUCGCUCUGACACUUCGAAUGUCACUUUUGUUGCGGCUCGAAGCGCACAGCGCAUAGAAAAAUAAAGCCGCCCAAAACGUUCAAGCCCGAAUGUGUUCGCUAGCACUUGAUACCCGAAUUAUUCAAUAGGAAAAACUGUCUGAAAGAUUGCUGUUGCUAUUUGCGUGGAAUUGGAGGUUAUGGUGAAGCGGUAAGCGAAGCAAGAAAGAAAGUGUUUGUGUUAUUUUCACCUCAACCGCGUUCGGAACACAGCUCGAGAAUGGAUUUCAAUGCGCUCCUCCAGCAAGCCCAAAAGCUCACCCAUGAGACACAAGUUUCGGAUGAUUUGCCACGCGUGGAGCGUACCCUGCCGCAAGUGUUACAAGCAACGCAGGAACUGCAUUCCCGGGUAACGCAAACCGGUGCACAGGACAUGCAAGCGCACAUCCUGCUGGGAUCGAAUGGAAUUGAUUUGCCAAAAAUCUCGCAAAAGCUGGAAACGCUCAGCGCCCGCAAGACAUUCGAACCGUUGGAUCCGAUCGCUACGACCGAUGUGCAGAACUUCCUACGCAACGAGAAGGAAAACGCCAUACUUGCCGUGAUUGAGGAAGUGCACAAGAAUUCCUACCUAGCUGCCGAAACGCAGAAAUGGGACCACAUGAUGAACGAUUGGAGGCAGGAAAAGGUGAAGCUCAUGAACGCGCUGAUUGGUCCGUCGCAAAGCUGGAUUGACAUUCGCAAAGGUCCCGAGCAGACCAUACUGAACGAAACCACGUUCGGUGGUAGGUCCUCGUUGAACAGCCAGGAGAUGGCUUACGCUCGCGAGGUGCACGAAUACAACAAGCUUGUGUGCGAGGGUGCGAUGCGUCCGUCGCUGGUACAGCGGUUCUCCCAGGUGGCGGAUAGUUUCAACGAUUCGCGUGUCAGCGAUGUUUGGGAGGUAGUAAAGUACAUGGCAAACGUGACACCCAUUCCCAGAAGCCAAGAUCCGAUGAAAGUGCGCUGCUCGCAACAUCUGUUCAUCAACCAAGCGAAGCGCUAUCUGGAGAAUCGAUACAAAGUAUUCAUGCAAACCGUCAUUUCGGAACAUCUCCGAGAGGCGCGCCGUGGCGGCAUACCGAGCGUACUGAAUUUGGUGGGCUCGUUCGUCGGGUUGAAACUCGCCACCCACGGACUGAAUUCAUCGUUCAUAGGACUGCAGGAUGGGCAAGUGGAUGGGAAGCCUUUAUGGCCCAUGGUGUAUUACUGCCUGCGCUGCGGCGAUCUUGCUUCGGCCCUGAAGUGUAUGCAAAUGGCGGGUCAAGGCCAUGAGGAUUUGAUUGCAGUGCUGGAGGAGAAGUGCCACAACCCGGAGCAAAAAACUAACCCACGGUUGGAGCUGCAGAUACGCAUGCAGUACAAGCGACAGAUACGCAACGCAACCGAUCCUUACAAGCGGGCCGUGUACUGCAUUGUAGGAUGCUGCGACAUACAGGAACCGCAUGCCGACAUUGCAAAAACGACGGACGAUUUUCUGUGGAUUCAGCUGUCGUUGAUUCGCACCGAAGGCGACGAUAACUCGGAGCAUUUAACCUGUUCCGGCUUACAGAGCAUGAUCCUGGAGCAGUACGGCGAGAAGCACUACAAUGCCAACGAGCAGCCCCAUCUGUACUUCCAAUUGCUCGCCCUCACCGGGCAGUACGAGGCUGGCAUUGAAUUUUUGUCUCGCUUCGAAAAGUACCGCGUCCAUGCCGUUCACAUUGGAUUGGCGCUGAACGAGCUGCACAUGAUCGGUGGUCCGCGCAAUCUUCAGGAACCGUUGCUAUCGGUCGACUUUGAAGAUCCACAACCGAUGCGACGGCUAAACAUUGCGCGCCUGAUAAUGUUGUACGUGAAAAAGUUCGAAAUUACCGACCCGCCGGAAGCGCUACACUAUUUCUACUUCUUGCGCAAUCUGAAGGACAGCGAGGGACGAAAUCUGUUCCUUGUGAGCGUGGCAGAUCUGGCCAUCGAGUGUCGCGACUUUGAUCUGCUGUUUGGGCGUAUGCAGCGCGAUGGAAUGCGUUCGCGAGGGUUGAUUGAUCAGUUCGAAACGGUGCACAUCGAUGCCCGGACCGUGUGCGAAAUGGUGGCCGAAAAGUUUGUCAAGAAGGGCAUGUUUGAGGAUGCGAUCAAGAUGUUCGAUUUGGCGUGCCAGCAGGAGCAGGCGCUCCGUUACACCUCCAUACUGCUGUCCCAGGUGGUCCAUCACGCCAACAAGGAAGGAUCGCUGCGUGAACGCGUCCAGCGGAUGGCGCACGAGUUCACCGAGCGUUACACGGGUGCGGAGAAAAAUUGUGACUCGCAGACGUGGACCACCUUCAACUUGCUGAAAGAUUUGGCCGCCUUUUUCGAUUACUAUCACGGCAAAAAUCACCAAUCUGCGAUGGACAUACUCGAGCGCAUCAAACUUGUCCCCCUUCGGAUGUCCGAUCUAGACGUGGCGGUCAACAAUUUCAAGCGUUUGUCCGGGGAAGUGUGUAAAGUCAUUCCGGACCUGUUGCUGGCCACGAUGGAUAUUGCCUACACGAAGUUCAAGACUAUGAAGGGCAAGGAUGUCGCCAAGUUCGAUGACCUCGGCAAGAAGAACCAACUAGGGUACCUGCGCGAGCAAGCUAAGGCCCUAACUAACAUGGCCGCGAUGGUGCCGUACCGCAUGCCCGGCGAUACCAACAGUAGGCUUAUUCAAACGGAAAUCCUCAUGCACUGAGGACGGCAACGGGUGCCGGUGGCUUACAUUUUUAAGCUUAAUGUUCAAACAAUUAAUACAAUAAAUGCGAAAACACGUUGCGAAACGAA
Messenger RNA from Anopheles stephensi (Asian malaria mosquito), 2801 nucleotides. RefSeq names its product nuclear pore complex protein Nup93-1 (gene Nup93-2). The record is from RefSeq and is a predicted model, not a curated record. Lineage: Eukaryota; Metazoa; Arthropoda; Insecta; Diptera; Culicidae. Gene Ontology annotation, biological process: poly(A)+ mRNA export from nucleus; protein import into nucleus. Gene Ontology annotation, cellular component: nuclear pore. The coding region runs from base 265 to 2712 and encodes 815 amino acids. The transcript has 6 exons. Gene Ontology annotation, molecular function: structural constituent of nuclear pore.